Molecule: messenger RNA, 4492 nt
Organism: Sorex araneus (European shrew)
Lineage: Eukaryota; Metazoa; Chordata; Mammalia; Eulipotyphla; Soricidae
Gene: CFAP91
Product: cilia and flagella associated protein 91
Exons: 18
Coding region: 22-2469 (815 amino acids)
Source: RefSeq, a predicted model, not a curated record
GUUUGGAGAAGAGAGGACACCAUGAAACAAGCAACGACUGUCCAGGAGCACCUGACCACGCCGCAGGCGUCUCAAGCCGCUGGCGUCUUAAAUUCGGUCCAGCAGCCCGUGUUCUCCAGCAACCGGGCGUUUGAUUUUGUCUACGAUCCACUAUUUACUGUGUCAAGUGAGAAAGACCACAAACAGGCCAGUGCCCAAGCCAUGUUGAUGAAAGGCAGAAUGAGAAAAGUCCCCAGGUUUCAAAACAUGUUCAGCAACCUGACCCAUUAUCCAAGAUAUUCUCUGCACUUGAGCAAGGCAAGCCCUAUUCCACCAUUCAUCAAUCAAGAGUGGAAGGGGCCUGAAACUAAACUCAGAGAUGGCCUUCAGAGGGUUCCAGCAGCAGAUGCUUAUUGUCAGAGGCUUAAAGAAAUUUAUAAAGAUCCUGAAAUUACUGGAAGAAAUCGCUAUAAGUACUUUGAAAGACCUUUCCUUCCAUUUUAUACACGGACCCCAUGCUGUGCUGUUUUUGCAGCAGCCAAGGCAGAAUCAUUUCCCUCUUCACCUCCUGUUACUAAGCAGUCAUCCGCCCUUACGAAGAACACGGUGGGCACGCAGACUGAUUACCGGGAAGCUGAUGUCCAGACAGACCCGUAUUCUCCAGAAUAUAUAGUGUGUCAGGACACAAUCCCUGAGCUUCUGACCCUGGCCACUCUUACUUGGGCUCGAGGUCUCCCCGCAGGACUGGCUGAGGUGGAGAUGAUAGAGCGUGCCCGGGAGAAGCGUGCCUGGGAGGCCACCUUGCCCUUGCUGAGUGACACUGCCCAGUAUGAAAAGAGGAGGAAGAUGAUGGAUGCAAUGGAGAGGAAGGAGUGGGCCUUCCGAGAGCAGGAGAUUGGAAAAAUACAGGAGAUUCGCCUGGAAAUUUUAAAAGAGCUACUGAAGAAGCGUGAUGAGAAUCAAAACAAAGUGAAUACGAAGCUCUUGAAUGCUCGUUGGGCUAAACUGCAGGAGGCAAAGGAGGCAAAAAUAGCAAAGAUUCAACAGAGACACAUAACAGCAAUGAGAAAACUUGCAACAAAAAGAAAGGAUAUAGAAGGGACAUUUCAUAGAAGAAACAUCAUCCAGGAGUAUUCUGAUUAUGCGUCACAGGUCUAUGGACCUUUGUCUCGGCUUGGUCGUUUUCCAGACAACAACUCAGAGAACUUUGUAGUAAAAAACCAUUUUCUCGACUCUUAUGAAGGAUUAGUUGAACUUGAGGAAUGUAUCCCUGAUUUUGUGACACAGCCCCGCAUCACACCUCCAAAGCCCAAGGUCACCACCACCAAAGCUGGCUUUCUGAACAGGUCAGCGAGGCUGGAACGUGAGUUGGAAGAGGUUCAUAAGGCACUGUUGGAUAAGAAGUCUGAGGUUCCCGAACCAAAGAAGCCACUGCGCUUCCUUGAGAGAAAGCCGAUGCCUAAGCCCCGGCUUCCAACUCCAACCUUGGUGAUGUGUUCUAAUGAAGAAGAAGAUAUAGACAUGGCUGUGAUCUACCUGCAGAAGUUACUCCGAGGCAGAGCAGUUCAGAACAUGAUGUUUGAAGGGAAGGAGAAGCGCCUGGAAUUGAUCCAGGAACUGCGCACCAGUCAUGCACUGCAGGAAGACGAAAAGAUGGUGAAGAAAGCGGAGAAGCAAGUGACCUUGGCAUUACAGCGACAAAGGAACCUGCAUGAGAACAAGUUGUCGCUGAUUGAGAACCACUUGGCUGGCCUGGAAGGAGGGGUGCUGGCCGACAUGUUUGACUUCCUGUCUAAAGAGCUGGUAAGACUGCAGGAGGAGAGGCGCAUCCACGCCUUUGCCAUGAUGGCAGAGCGACAGCGGAGGAUGCGGGAGGCCGAGGAGAGCGGCCGGCGCCAGCUGGAGGAGAGGCGCCUGCGCGAGGAGGACCAGAUAUUUAAGGAGGUGAUUAAAAUUCAUCAAAGUACUGUAGCCUCCUAUCUGGAAGAUAUAAUACUAAAUGCUGAAGAGAGUACUGCUGAUGUUCAGGCCAGGGAAGAAAUUGAGAAAAUAGCUCAACAGAUCAAUGAUGUUGCUUAUGAAAUGGAGGACCGUCGAACUACACUUCAGUCAGAGGAAAUUGUUGCGGAGUUAGUUUAUAGUUUCCUGAUCCCAGAAGUACAAAAGAACUUUGUCAAAGAAAAAGUGAGGAAUGCGCAGCGGAAGCACAUUCUUGCAGCCCAUCAGAUCAUCCACACCGAAAUGGACGAAAUGCUGCUGAGGCGCGCCGAGGAGGAGAAGCUGCUGGAGCUGCAGCGGGAGCAGGAGCGGCAGUGGUUGCUGGAGAUAGAGCGGCAAUGGCAGCUGGAGCAGGAGCAGCAGUGGCAGCUGGAGCUGGAGCAGCAGAGGCAGCUGGAGCAGGCGUGGGAGCAGAUGCUGGAGCAGGAGCAGGAGCAGGCACAGCCGCUAGAGAGCCCAGAACUUCAAGACGAGAAGAAAGACUCGGAAUGAGAGCUACAGCUCAGAUUAUUAUCUUUUUCUCAAAGUGCUACAAAUCAUUGAAAAAAUUUCCAGCAGGCUGUGCUUCUCUGAGAUUACGGCUGUCAUACAUGUGUUAAUGUAUAAAGGAAAGAGAUUUCUCAACAACCCAAUAAUUUGAAGUUAUUUUCUUCAGUGAUAAUAAUCAAAUGAAGGAAUACUCUUCAUUUUGGUGUUUCCUGGAUGCUCUAUUCUAAGAGAGAAUGUUCUUAUGACUCAUUUUAACAUCUUAUUAAUCAGAAUACGUUACUUUGUUGACUCAAACAUAAAGAAAUGUUGCUGGAUAUUUAAAUAUUGUUGACUUGAUAUUCACUAAAGAUGAAAAUAUACUUUGGGACCAAUCAUUUCAUCUCCUAGAUAAAUAUUAAAAGGAAUGGCUGAGUAAGAGCACAGCAGACACAACAGGCAUGUUAAGGAGGCAAGGCUGUUCAUGUUUGUUUCCAAACUGGAAACCCAGACAUCUGUCUGCAUUGAAAUGGGGCAACUCUGGUAUAGUCAUACGGUACAGCUUUAGACCUCAGUGGGCUUAGAGUUUAAAAUGCAUUUCCAUGCUAUACCCAUGGAGAAGGUUCAGUCUCUUUCUGAAGAGAUUGGAGAGUAGGUGCCCUACUCAUGUGUGGUAAAAGCCAAGAUUGAACAGAUCUGUCUUUAUUUAAAAGAUCAGAAAAUAGGAGAAACAAUAAAAGAAACAUCAACAACUAGUCAACACAAGAGGUUAUAAAAGAAAAUCUAAUUUACUCUGAAAACUGCAAAAGUCUAUCAUAGAAGAAAAUAUUAUAAGCAACAAAGAAAAUCUUCAGAAAUGAUCUACUUGUGUUUUUAAUAGGCAUCAAAAAGAAAUGAUUCAUGAACCCCAUAGAUUCAUGUAGCUCAGUGUUUGGGCUCAUAACUCACAUAUAUGAGACCCAAGAUUCUGUCUCCCACAACUGCAGAAGCCUGAGAGAUAUACAGGCAAUAAAGUGCUUGCUUUGUAUGCAACUGACCCCAGUUUGAGUCCCCAGUACCACAAAUGAUCCCACAAGCACUGCCACAAGUAAUCCCUUAAGCAUAGAGUCAGGACUAAGCCAUGAGCACUUCCAGGUAUAAAAAUAAUCUCCUAGGAAAUGAAAGCAGGGAAUAAUAAGAACAAAAUCAAACAAAAACAAACAGGAAAAUGCAGGCUGAAAACAAUACAGGAAAAUUAAAAGUCUGAUGUUAUAGAUUAGAAUGCAGUUAAAAGAAUAGAAAUGCCUCCUCAAAGAAUAAAAUGUUAUGCUGUGGACAAACUUGCUAAAUUAUGAAGGAAAGAGAAAUAUGAUGAAAAUAUCCAUACUGUUAGCUCUGGACGAGCAACCCUACAAGUCAUAAGAAUUUUUAAUUUAUUUAUUAGGUUUUGGUUCAUAUUAGUAGUUUUCAGGGUUUAUUCCUGGCUCUGCACUCAAGAAUCACUCCUGGUGAGGCUAGGGGACCACAUGUAGUACCAGAUUAGUUGCUUGCAAGACAAAUGCCUUGCCCACUAUACCCUCUCUAUGGCCCAUCCAUAAGAAUUCUUAAGAAACCGAAAGAAAUAAAAGAGAAAUAAUAAGCUAAAUGGGAGAUCAUCUUAAUGGGGGAACAGGGACAGGAUAAUAGUGAUUGCACAAACUUGGAAGGGUUUACUUUGUCUUAGGAAAACUAGGAUUGGGGGAGAUUUUUCCAGCCUGGGAUCUUUGGCAAACAAAAAAAUGUACUUGAGAAAGGAAGCAUUGAAACCUGUUCUGUUCUGUAAAGAAUAUUGAACUGAAUUAAGUAAAGGUCAUAUUAUUCAUUUAUGAAAUUAAGAAAGUCAGUAAUGCAAAAUGAGAAGAGGCGAGUUAGGCGUGAUGGGCUAGAAGUGAGAAAGGGUCUGUAAACCACUGACCUGUUCUAUAAAGAGCCAGAUGGUAACCAUGUUAGACUUUUUAGGUCAGGUAAUCUGUCACAAUUACUCAGCUUGGCCAUUGUAGGUGAAAGCAGCAGUGAAUAUCAUAUAAGUGAG